Messenger RNA from Anoplopoma fimbria (sablefish), 1424 nucleotides. It is a transcript of the gene cdkn2c, whose product is annotated as cyclin-dependent kinase inhibitor 2C (p18, inhibits CDK4). Gene Ontology annotation, molecular function: cyclin-dependent protein serine/threonine kinase inhibitor activity; protein kinase binding. Gene Ontology annotation, biological process: regulation of cyclin-dependent protein serine/threonine kinase activity; negative regulation of cell population proliferation. The record is from RefSeq and is a predicted model, not a curated record. The coding region runs from base 383 to 880 and encodes 165 amino acids. The transcript is spliced from 5 exons. NCBI's taxonomy places the organism in Eukaryota, Metazoa, Chordata, Actinopteri, Perciformes, Anoplopomatidae. Gene Ontology annotation, cellular component: nucleus.
UCCGUCUCCAAAUGAAGCUCACUUUGUGAUGUCGGUGAUAUUUUAGGAGCUUUAUAAUGUUCGGACAUUAAGCCUGUAUACAGCACAUUUUGGACCAGCGUUUAAACGGACAUUGUUGUGAUAUCAGUUCAUGGAGGAUCAUCAAUGAGUGGCCGAAUUUGAAGGAUGGCUUGGUUUAUGGUUUUAAAUCACAUAUAGAAGGAACUCUUCAAGUCAAUCCCCCAUGUGGUGUAGAGGGCGGUGCCUAUGGGAUAUACUUGAGCUGAGCUCCAGUUUUGGUGGCAAAAUAUGUGAACACAGCACAGCAUCAGAAACCUUGCUUUCUAUUUGAAAAAAAAGAUAAAUACAAAUCAAAAUGAUAAGAUAACUCUUUAUUACAAGAAUGGCUGACCCACUCUGCAAUGCCUCUGCCAGUGGAGAUCUACCCAAAGUGUUGGUUUUGCUGCGAAAUGGAGCAGAUGUUAAUGGCUCUAAUAAAUACAACAGGACUGCACUGCAGGUGGUGAAGCUGGGGAACGCCGCUGUGGUCGAGGCUCUCCUGCUGGAAGGCGCUGACCCCAACCAGCGCGACCCGGUCUGCGGCCUCACCGUGAUGCACGACGCGGCGCGGGAGGGGUACCGACAGUCCGUCAGCGUGCUGGUGGACCACGGGGCGGACGUUAACCUGGUGGAUGAGCGCGGGAACCUGCCGCUCCACCUGGCCGCCAUGGAGGGCAACCUGGAGGCGACCCGGCUGCUGAUCGGACUCACCGCGGACCCGCGAGCCCCCAACGGACAGGGGUACACCGCCGGGCAGCUCGCGCACAUCCACAAUAAGGAGGACACCGCCACGUGCAUCCACGAGUAUUUGAGACUAAAGGACGAGGAGGAUGAAGAUUAGAACCCUUCUGAGUGUCAGGGCGGCGGUAAGGAGGCAACAGGAGACGGUUUUACAAGUCCAACACAAAGAAAAUGGUGCGAAACAGGAACCAGGAAUAUCCACGGGAACCUAGACGGAACAAGGCAGGAACGCAGAAGACAUAACAGACUAGACAAAAAGCAAACAAAAGACAGGACUAUAAAUACACAAGAGACUAAUCAGACAGCAAGACUUAACCCCGAUUGAAAAUCAUAAAGAUAAAAUGUUUUUGAUGAAACUAUCCUGCUUGAUCUACUCAAAAAAAAAGGUUUGGGCAACUUUUUUUUCCGCAUCAGAUUAUUUUGGAGAUCAGGCAGGACUAGUCUCCAAACUAUUUACAUUUUUUUUGUUGUAAAAAAUGUCUUGUCAACUUUAUUUUAUAAUCAUUCAAGACUCGUGUUUUAAACCACAUUUAAGAAAGUGUAAUUAACAAGAUAAUUCAAAUCAGAAGUGGUGGGAGACGCUGAUGGUUGAUUAACAAAAUGUAUAAAGUAAAAGUAUUACCUUAAGCAUAUGACAUAAUAAA